AAAACAAAAAGUAUAUAUACAUAUACAUAUAUAUUUAAAGUUGGCGCGUUAGAGAUUAAUCGAUUAUCUCGAAUAGCAAGUGAUACAGAUAGUAUUCAAGGCGCCGAUAUUUAUAGAAAUCCUGAGUUUCGUAGGAACCUACGAAAGCUUUAAGCGUCAAAACUUAGUUCCUGCAACAAUCAAUGCUUGCAUGUGAUAUUUAGUAUUUGGAUAUUUUAUAUGAUUUAAUUGAUACGAAUGGCCAUUAAGAUCGAUUUCUAUAUCGAAAGGAUUAUCCCUUGUUGAAUAAAUUUCGAUCCUAAAAAUCGGCGCGACGCGAUUAGCACGCGAAAUGUCGAUCGAACGAAACAAAAUUGCCAAAAUAAUAUCUUUAUUUUCUACUGGUAAGUAAAUAUUAUUAAAAAAAAAAAAAAAAAAUUAUUAGCGAAAGAUAAAUUAUCGAAUGAUGCGUGUAUACUCUGUACAAAUAAAAAUACUGCAAAUGUAUGCGCUUAUUAUGGAAUACCGUUCGAAGUGUAACGCGAAUUCCUUCUUUCUCGUAGUAUUCGCGUAUUUAUGUGGAAGGAAGAUGAGGAAUAAGUAGUUUAAAAAAAGAAACUCAUAUAAUACAAGUAGAGAUUAAAGAAAUAAUGAAAAACGUCGUCAAUCGACAAUUGAAAUUCCAUUUUGUUAGGUUUACAUUUUGCUUAGUGUUAAUUGGAAAAAAAUUGUGUGCAUAUUCGAUGAUAGAAAAAUUGCUCGGAAGUUUAUCAUUCGCAUUAAUUUAAAUUGAUAAACUCAAACAGAGAACGAGUUUAAUACAUUACAAGUUCUUAUUUCUCUUUCUUUUUCGAUCUCUUUUAUAUAUAUAUAUAUAGUUAAGUAUUCGAGAUUUUUUUUCUGAAGGAAUAUAUCUUAUCAAAAGAAUCGAGAACAUCUUUUUGGGAAUUAUUCUAAUUCCAAAAUAUUCAAAUUAAUCAUUAUCUUAUAUAGUUUAGAGUUUAAUUUGUAUGGAACGUUGAAUAGAGGAAUCCGUGGAAGUCAUCGUGAAAAUUGUAAAUAAACGAAUAAAGUUAGUGUUCAUUAUAUAAAAUCAAUUAGUGAAUUAUGAUGUUCACACGUGGUGGUUGUCACGCGAAAAGAAGGAAUGCUGGCGGUGGUAGUGGCGGUGACGGUGAAAUUAGUAGUAGUAGUGGUGGUAGCGGUAGCGGUGGUGGCAGUGCUAGUGGUAGUGGUGGUGGUGGUGGUAGUAGUAGUUGUGGCAUAGGAGGAAGAUUUGGAAAGAGAACUUCUUUGGAUCACAAGAGUCCUAGACCACAACUUGCAGUAGAAGGAUACGCAUACAGAACAAGGGUACCAGUUCCUGUGAAACUCGAAGAUUUACCACCAACGAUAUCAACUCCUAGAACUUAUGUGUAUAGGACAAGGGUACCACGAAGGGAUUUCCUUAGUUCAUCGCAAGUACCCUUAUUAGAAACCAACGUAGGCCACGCGAUAACGGGAAGAAGAGGUGCCGUCAAACACAACAAAGUACAUAUUAUACGAGGUCAUAGAUUAGUUGCUAAAUUUUUUAGACAACCAACGUUUUGUGCCUUUUGUAAGGAUUUCCUUUGGGGUUUCGGAAAGCAGGGUUACCAAUGCCAAGCUUGCCAAACUGCGGUACACAAGAAAUGUCAUGACAAGUUGUUAACAAAAUGUCCGGAAAGUGGUAGAGAGUCAGAAAAUACUAUAUACUUGAGGCAACGUUUUAAAGUGGACGUUCCUCACAGAUUUCGACUCUAUACUUUCAUGUCUCCAACAUUUUGCGAUCAUUGUGGUUCCAUGCUAUAUGGACUAUUUCGUCAAGGAUUAAAGUGCGAUGGUAAGUAUGAAUCGAAAAGACGAAGAUAUCAUUAUGUCAUAAUCCCGGUGCACCUUUUUUUACCUAUUAUAUGCGUAAGAAUAUGAAUUUUACUAGGUAUAUAGAAGUAUGAGACCGGAAAUCAUGUAUUAGGUUGUCCCAUAAUUUCUUUCCACGCCACGCUAUGUAUGACUUCGAGCCGAUUAUGUUGAAGAUGUAAGAAAAUAAUAGAACAGAACGGUUCAUAUAUUGGGUUGGAAAAUAAGAGCAGAUUUUUUGCUUGGCAACCAAGUGAGCAUGGUUACCUUUAACAAAAAUCUAUUGAAAACACCGGCCCCCUCCCCGGGGCCUUUAAAAGUUUAAAAGACUUCCUCUUUUUAAAAGUAGGGAUGAAAGUGAGAAAGAUUAGGGAGCGGAUGUUUCUUUUGGUAAACGAAACGAAAACAAAUCAAUAAAGAAUGAAAAACAUCGAAAAAAUAAAUCUUGUUGUUUAAAUUCUUAACUUAUAUUAAAAUGUGCCGAUCUUUCGGUUUUCAACUAAGCGAGAGGGUGUUUAUUCAUAAAAUUAUAAAUAUUACAUUUAUUUUAAUAAUUUCUUCUUCUUUAUAAUUUAUUUAUAUAU
Polistes canadensis is the source of this 2441-nucleotide messenger RNA. Its product is annotated as putative protein kinase C delta type homolog. The transcript has 5 exons. Bases 1087 to 1926 code for a protein of 279 amino acids. The record is from RefSeq and is a predicted model, not a curated record. Gene Ontology annotation, molecular function: ATP binding; protein serine/threonine kinase activity. NCBI's taxonomy places the organism in Eukaryota, Metazoa, Arthropoda, Insecta, Hymenoptera, Vespidae. Gene Ontology annotation, biological process: protein phosphorylation.